GAACGUGAACUGCUGGCUCGAUUUAGCUGCCACUACACGCAGCUUUUCACAUCUUCGAUCUCCAAGACUGGUGCGGUGUUUCUUCAGCUCCAAAAAACACGAGUCAAUAUGUGGUUUACAAUAUCGGAAAAUUCCUCAGGCAGUUCGAGUUCCACGUCGGCGGCUCGGGAGCGUUCUCGUGGUCGCGGGAAUAAUUCGCCCUCGAUGGCAGGGGGAUUCUGUGCAGCCCUCCCGGAGCGUAGGAACUGGAGGCGCAGCCCGGUUGACACGAGCCGGAGCUUCUUGUGUGACUACUGGAGCAGCCCCAAUGGAAACCCGGUUGCUCCCUCGCCGCAAUAUGCGUAUUCAAAUGCAGUUGUCCAAGCCAAAGGAGUAUUUCAUCGACACCGACAGCCGCGGGAGGACGAUCCCUCGCAGCCCUUGCAACAGCGUUCUGCCGCAGCGAGUCGGGACUUCGAAAGGGGAGUAAGAACGGGACAGAUGCUGCGACAGAUGCUACUUGGAGAAGUCUCGGAGAAGUUGGCUAGGUUGUAUAGGAAUACUCUCCCCCGAGGAUGUAGCGGUGCGUCCCGACCGGAGAAGAUUCAUGCCCUGCGGCGUCCAUUCCAGCGGCGACUGCGUACACAUUUUUGUGACUUUUUCAUCCAAAGUAGAACGAGAAAAGCGAAAGCAGGCCCGGAUGAUGUUGGGACGGCGCGCUUAUGGCGCGCAGCGGUCGCGUUGACGGCAGCGUUCCUGGGCGUCCUUGUGUUUGUUCUUUUCCAAACGGCCUUCGAAGAUUCUCUGUCGCAAAUACCACUGCCGGUAGCGGGGAAGAUUACCCGGGUCAGGCUGCCCAGCGAAAACGAGCUCGCAAACACGUGCUACUUCACCUACCGUAUGAACUUCAUCAUCUGCGAUCAGACCCUAAGUCAGGAGCAGGCUGCGGAGGCGAUAAAAAAGGGCGAGUGCCACUCCGACUACAAGAUCAUGGGCGCGGACUUCCAAAUAUCAAAGUGGAAAAUCCCACCUCCCCAUAGCAAAAACAAAACUGCUGAUGCUAGAUUUGCGCACACAAAUACCUUGCUGUAAGGAACUGCAGCCAGAUGCUCGGCCUGUUUUGGAGCGUAAUAGAAAUCUAGCUGUUUGGAAUGGGAAACGCCUGCCCUGAAGGCCCAAGAAAAGCAUGAGAAAUAUCCGCCUCCACAAAGCGGCGCAUACCUCGGCGCUUGCCUUCUUGCAAGACAGAAAUGAUCUGCGACCUCCUCAAACUGCGCCACAAAUUUUUAGACGGAUGCCUGUUCAUCAAUAUGUGGAGGGGGGAUCUUUCCUCACGAUGCCGAAUGUCUUCCGACAAGUACGUGCUGGCUGACGGGGUGCCGCCGAUUGAGGCGGCUUUCUGGUUGAUCGGUAUGCCGGAAAAUUUCCAAUCGCGCACCAUGGAAGAAUGCCCGGCGAUCAUGAUUCUCAGCUACGUGGUCAUCGCAGAAGCGGCUCUGUUCCUCCACGGACCCAAGUAUCUUCUGUACUUAUUUGUGUACUCCUAGUUGUGCCAAAAUUUAAAUUGAUGGGAAAUUUUUUAUCAACAUGCCGUGUUUGUGUUUACCCUUACUUCAAAGGCGUGCAGAGAUGACCGCUUUGACAGUAGAUUGAUGUGCCUUGCGAGUUUGCCGCGUUUGGCAAGAACAGAAAUGCAAAAAAUAAAGUAGAAUGCAACUACACUCGUAGGAACGAUCUGUCCGUUGGGUUCGUCCGAGACGCUGCGGUGAUUUCACGCACGAUGAAGUACCAGGAUACGGUAUCCUGAGUAAAAACGUCCCCACCCCAGAGUUGUCAUGCAAUUCUGCAUGCCAAAAAAGUUUCUCGUGCGGGCACCCUACGUCCAGGUAAGUUCCGUCGCGACUCUGGCGUAAGACCCCCGUCCCCCCUCCCGCCCUUUGCUUCUAUUGCAGAACAGGGCUGCACUAAGACUGCCACGCACAAACUAAGCCUUUAAGUUGUCGCUGUGCCCCAGGUGGGUUGCCAGUCAGCAGCGCCAGACAACUGGUCUAUGGUUUGACAACUGUGGUCCGUGCACUCGCCUUGUUCGCCCGUGCCGCAGGUAAGGCACAAAUGGUCCAGCCUCCCCUGUCCGGGUGGGGUUGCGGCUUAAGGGAGAGUCUCGCCCCUUAACCCAAAGGGGUGCGUCGUCUCUUCCGUGAGAGCAAAAACGUAUGGCGUAAAAUGGAUCGGGUCCUGGAUCGUUCUGUAUGUUGGGCUGUCGCGCUCGGCUAGCUGGCCGGGCUGUGCUGAUCAGGUGUGGUGGGUAGUUCCCGACUGGUCGGCACUUUUCUUGGGGCGACUCGCCGUGGUAGCGCUCGGCUUUUGUAUGAUGAGGUCGCCGAAAGUGCUUCCUCGCCCACCCCCCGGGGAGGGGAUCCUUGACCUGUGGCGCUGGGAGCGGGUGUCCACUACAUGAUGAUGAUGAUGCGGAGCCCUAUGAGAAGCAUUUUCUAUUCGUGUUUUGGAAUUUGUGACGCUAGGAUCAGCAUGCCAUGCUAGAUCUGUGAUGCUUCUGAACUAGCUAAACAGGAUUACACCACAAGGACAAACUUGUCAUGCCAGACAAGAACCAAGGCUGGCUGAUUUGUCUAGCAGGUUUCCCGUCUGGACUCUGGUGUGGGGACGUUUUUAAUCAGGAUAUACGGUGAUGAACUCGUGGGCGAUCAACCCCGCUUUCGCAGCGUUUCAGCGCAUGCACACCGCGGUGUUGGAUCAGGUAGACCGCGAUUUGGAGCUGAGUGUUGUGGUGUGCCGCUGUGUACGCAUUGCAGGUACAAUCGAUCCGGGUCGUCGUGGUCUGGGAAGGUGCCGCAAACUUGUGAUCAACAUACUCUCGGUCAGUCACGGAAAAAUCAUCUGCCAUAGAUACAAUGCAUGGCAGAAGCUGUACAUUUUAGGCCACUUUGAUAUAAAAGUAGAAGCAGUGGCCUACGUGUCAACAUGCAGAGUAUAAUCAGCAUUCUUGCUGCUAGGCCCCGCAUUGCAAAGCUUCUGAGCACUGCAAAACCUGCGGGAUGAACCUGUGCAUUUUCUCAGACCUCCUCCCCGCCGACAUAUUUGCAGUUGAUGCUGCGGGACGGAGAGCUUGAAGAUCCUGGAGGACCGAUUGAAGCUGAUCGACCGGAAGGCGACGCAUCUCUACGUUCAGGAGCUCUGUCUCGACGAGACCGCGAUGGAGCUGGCGGCGCAGGUGUUCGACGCAAAUGGUGGAAAAUUCCCCGACGGCGACGUGUCUCCCGAAACCGGAAAGAACAAUAUGGCCCCCUAUUUUGACGCCGCCUUGAAGUUGGCGACCGAGUACUUUGACUUUCCAUUUUUUUCCUAUCUUCAGAAUCAGAUUUUACGGUCGCGGUCUCAGAUUUGAUGAUAUGGUGCUACAACUGCGUCCACUUUGAAAAUUAGAGUUUCAUCUGAUGAAGUACGCGGUCGCCAGGACGAUGGCAAGAACAUGUGGGAAAGAUAGUACCGCAAAGAUAUAGUAAAUAUCUUUUUCCCCUAUUGAAAAACAAGGUACUACCCGACUAGCUUCGCGAACAUGACACUGACGACGCUUGCCUCCCGGUCGUGUACCCCCGUAUGAACUGCAAAAGUGUCUGGGUCUGGGAGAAUACAAACUUGUGAUGCGCAUUUCAGAACACAGAAAAAUCUCUCAUGCAUAGGUAGCAAAAGCUGCCCACUUUCUGUCACCAAGGUGGGGGGUUUGUCAUGCGGAUUCGGCAUUGCGGAAGCUUCUCGAAACCUGUGAUGCUAGAGCUUCCAUGCCAGCCCUUCUGUGUCAUGUAGAAAUAGCAUGACGCUGCCAGACCGAGACAUUUUUACAUUUGAUACCCCGUGCUUCCCGACGAUCUUCGCAUUGCUGAAUACACCAUAUUCCUGGGGCGUCCAGAGCACGAGCUCACACAGAACGCGAAUAGCAGGUACAGUGUCUUUUUCUGGUGCUUGUGAUGUUGACCUUGAGGUUCUUCUCGUAGGUAGCGCGUCGUUCAUCUUUCGCGUGAUAUUGAUAUUCUAAAUUUCUAUGAUUGAUGUACCUGCUGAACAAUCGCUCCGGACCACUCGCAAGAGAGGAACACCUCCGACGGGAGAUGAUGAUGGAGAGAAAAGUUGUAACACAGGUACCUGGACUUGGUUUUUCGUGCGAUGGAGAUCAACACUUUCCUGCUAUCAGACUUCUUGCACUUGGGCAACUUCCGCACGGUGGCCGACGACUUGACAGAAUGUCAGCAGGGCAUUGUCCAACAGCUCAUGCAAAUGCGGGGUCAGCAGGGAAAAACGGUAUGAUUAUAGUACCUUGAGCAGAAUAUUAUUAAACCACAUUCUGGUUUAUUUGAGCAACCUGGUGAAGAACAAUAGAUGAUAUGAAUGGGAACGACAUUCGCGUCGCGAUGUCCGGUCGUCAUGGAAAAUUGCGAAGGAUGAAAACUUGAAAUUUUCUUGCAGCCCUUGCUCUCCACGUACCGCGGGGAGUUGUUCGUGGUGAAGAAAGAACCGCUCGCGCACGUUCAGGAUAUGAAGUUGGGAUCCGAAUUGUGCGCUCCGCAAGGUCUUGGGCCUGUGUGGCCCCUCCUGUUUGGGAAAGACUUUCUCCUUCCGGUGCAUGAAGACGAUACCAGUUUGCCAACUUUCGUACGAAAUUAGAAAAAAAAAAAAACUGCUUUCUGUAUGCAUCGCCAUGUUGUCGAAGGACUUUUGUACGUACUGUUUUCUUUUGUUGGCGGCAUCGUGAGAAUUCUGCUUGCUUUGUGGAAAGAUGUGUAGACGAGUAGCACGUGACAGAUGAAUGGCAGGUAAGUAGUUUUUUUGUAGUUCUUUCCAUACGCUCUCCGCACGCUGGACGAAAACUCGACGGCCACGCUGACGAAAAAGUUCUCAAACUAUCUGACCUACGUAUUCGAGAACUCUACACGUCAGUACCCACCAGAAGCGCGGGAAAAACUAGCAUGGAUGUGAAGAGGCCGCAAGGCCGUCGCGGUAGCCGCUUAGUGACCGGCGUGGCGCUUCGGGAAGGAGGUGGAAAAGUGGAGCCUUUCUCCGUGGAAUUUCUAUGACUCAGUUCUUGGCUCGGCCGCUCUUCCUCUUGUGUGGCUGCACUAAGCUACGCUUGUCUAUUAAAGUACUGUAAUCGACGCUCAUACGAAGAAGGUCGGCAAAGCGACAGCAGUGAGGAAUAGGUACUAGUACCUUUGGAUCCAGGCACAGUUUUUAUCCUUCUACACUAAAGUGUCGAGAAAUAAAUCAGAUCCAAACCGCGCGCAAUAAAAAGCAGACAAUGCGGCUUUCCGGAGUUCCUCCAGUUGUGGCACCGCCCCAGUUAUGGAUCAGUAAAUGAGAAUACUAGCAGAAGAUCGUGGUAAGCAUACUCAUUUUCAAAUUCAUGCGUUGUUCAUCAUCCCGAUAACGGGUGUGGUCUUUCUGCUAUCUUUUGUUUCUGAUUCCCAAUCCCAUCCAUUCCUUUCUUUCCAGGUUAUUUAGUAUCUC
Messenger RNA from Amoebophrya sp. A120, 5499 nucleotides. The record is from the annotation of a GenBank genome assembly. NCBI's taxonomy places the organism in Eukaryota, Dinophyceae, Syndiniales, Amoebophryaceae.